CAAGAAGAGGCAUAUACAUCCACGAUCGAGGGUGGAAGUGGAACAAAUUCCCAAGCCCAGGGUGAACAUAAAGGUGCCAGCGAGAACGCUAGAGACGACAACAUCGGUUCCGAAGAAGCGACAACAGGUUACUGUCUCCGCGAGUGAGGACGAGUUCGAAGAUUUCGAUGGCGAGGAAAUCAAUGGAGCCGGCAGCAUGGACGGGAAAGAGGAAGACGAGGAGGACGAUUAUCCCAUCGCAGCGAAAGUGCCCAAGGCUGUCCAAGCGAAAUUGGACAACGAUGACGCAGAAAUCCGUGCGCUGGAGAAGAAGCUGGGCAUGCGGGGCAAAAGCAAUAAGAAAGUGGGAGACGAUGAACUGGAUUGGCUGAUAGGCGGUGGACUCAGUUCGGAGGACGAGGAUGGCUUUCCGCUGGCUAGUAAGAAGAGAGCGGCACCUGAGGAUGAGGAUUGGUUGAGGCAGAAGAGACGGAAGGCAGAGAAGCAGAAGACAACAAAAGUAGUGGAGCCGGAACUGGAAAGUAGCGGGUCCGAUGAGAGCGAUGGAGAUGACUUUGCGGAAUUCGCAACUGGUGACGAGGACGGCUUGGAGGGUGGCAGCGAAGAGGAUGAGCAGGAGGAUGAUAGUGAAGAGGAGAUCGAGAAUCCCUUCUCUGCUGAUGAGCUUUCCGACGAUGGUCUGGACGAAGACGACGAGAGUGUGGAUCAAGCACCAAAGGAAAGAGAGAAUCCAUAUGUUGCACCUACGGUCAAGAAUGCAGCCAAUUCUUCGACGCCAGCAGCAGGAAAAUAUGUUCCACCAUCAAUGCGUAAAGCCGCUUCCGGAGACGCAGAACUCCUGCAGCAGCUUCAGCGACAACUAAAUGGGCAAAUGAACAAGCUCUCAGAAGCUAACAUGCUGUCAAUUCUUGCUGCCGUCCAGGAUAUUUAUACGAAGAACGCCCGACAACAUGUAACAUCAGUCCUGAUUGAACUCUUCAAAAAUCGUGUAUGCGAUCGUUCUGUACUCACAGACAACGAAAUGAUCCUCCUUGCUGGCUUUGCGACAGCAGUCUACCGCACCACUGGAGUGGAUUUUGGUGCACAACUCCUGGAAGCAAUGGUAAACGCAUUCGACCAAUACCAUGCCGAGAGCAACUCCGAAGCAAAGCAGACUCUGAACAUCCUUGCCUUUCUUUCAAAUCUCUACACCUUACAUGCUAUCGGGUGUGAAGUCAUCUUCGACUACAUCCGCAUCCUGCUUGAAAACUUCUCUGAAAGCAAUACCGAGUUACUGCUGCGUGUCAUCCGAAUAUCUGGACAACAAUUGAGACAGGAUGAUCCUACGGCCUUGAAAGAUAUCGUACUUCUGCUUCAACGAGCCAUUAAUAAAGCCGGUGGUGCGGAACAAGUCAGCGUGAGGACAAAGUUCAUGAUCGAAACCAUUCACAACCUCAAGAACAACCGUACGACCUCCGGGGGAGCAGGCUCAGUCAGCAGUGUCGAGCAUACUGCUCGCAUGAAGAAGACUCUCGGUCAGACCAAAAGUCAGAAGACAUCCGAACCUUUACGAAUCAGCCUAGCAGAUAUCAGAGAUUCGGAAAAGAAAGGUAAAUGGUGGCUGGUCGGUGCAUCUUGGCGUGACCCUGCAAAAAUGGCCAACAGUACUAGUACAACAACAAUCCUGCAGUCAGCUCCUAUGCCCCCCACCAGCGAAGACUCCUCUGAUUCCGAUCCAACUGAACUCAACCUGGACGCCCUCGCCCGUGCUCAAGGCAUGAACACCGAUGUCCGCCGUGGAAUAUUCAUCUCUGUGGCCGGUGCUGUAGACCCUGUUCACGCACAUCUUCGCCUUCAAAAGCUCAACUUGAAGAAUAAACAACAAUUGGAAAUCCCUCGUGUGUUGAUUCAUUGCGUGUCAGCCGAACCGGUGUAUAACCACUUCUAUACUCUGGUGGCCUUGAAAUUCUGCUCGGGACGCCGCAUGGCCAAAGCGUGGCAAUUCGCACUUUUCGAUAUUUUCCGUCGAAUUGAAGCUGACGCUGACGCGGAAGAAGGAGAGGAGGAGUUGAGUGUGAGGAUGAUCUAUAAUGUUGCGAAACUGUACGCCACCAUGGUCGCAGAAAACCUAUUGCGCAUCACGAUCUUGAAGCCUCUGCAGUUUAUGGCUUUGUCCCUCAAAGCUCGGAUUUUUGCAGGAGUCCUUAUUACGACAUUGUUGGUACAAAUGAGAAAGAAGCAUGGGAAAGAAGGUUUUGGGAGCGCAGUCGAAGAGUGUUUCAAGCAGGCGCAUGGAGUGCCGGACAUGGUGAAAGGGUUGGAUUGGUUCUUGGAGAGUGAGCUUUUGGGGAGUGACAUGUUCGGUAGCAGUAAAAGAGAGAAGAAGGUUGUAGCUGCUGGAGUGGAGUAUGCUGUGGAGGUUCUGAGGGACGAGAAAAUGAUAGAGGGAGUAGCUUUUGAGGGGAGAGGUGGGGAAGAGAGUGAUUGAGAUAGGUACCGUACGGUCCGUACCUGUCUGUUCUGGCUCUUUCGACGGGCUCCCUCACUCUUUCUGGCCACGGCGCUCGCCACUUUCGGCCUGAGCACGUUGUCGUCCGCCUGAUUGAUCACAUACAGAAAACGAGGACGUCAUGGACCACCGGUACGAACCAAUCUUUCAGUGGCGGUGCAGCAAGAGUGUUUAACAGAAACAGCCUAAUUCGAUACCACGAAUCGGAAGAGAGAGGGAAAGAAAAAAUGCACGUUCUGAUUUCGGCUGUCUACUCUCCUCGGGCAGCGGCCACCCGCUCGGCCAUUACAUUGUGGUCAUGUCUUGGUACUACAGGAAGACAGGCGCGGGCCACUCAAUUCCGCUGGUGGAAGCAGAUGCUCCAGCGCUCCUCAUCAUAUGGAUCUCCCUCCACCGCCAUGGUGGAGUGGUUCAGCUGGUUGCUGAGAAAGACAACCAUAUCGUAUGGCUGGAGGUGCACAUGGAGCUGUCGGUCUGUCCAGUGCUGUUUAGUAGCGGCUCUUCGAACGAAUAAGAAAGGGGAAAGCGCUUGCGACACUGUACAUUCUGUAAGCUUUGCCAUGAGGUCGAGCUGAAUGUAUCUCGGGUCCAGGGCACCGAUCAGCCGCUCGUAUACUUCUUACGCUCUUAGUUCAUCGACCGCUGCCUACCUUAGUUCUCGCCCUCCCCCUGACUUCUUCGUACAAGAUAGAGCGGUGACUACGGAAGGGUGAAGAGCUAUGAAUCGGGCGCAUCCUCUUGACAGAUAUCGCAUUUCUCAUCAGGUUGGGGAUUUGCCGUCUCAACAAUGCUUCCAACAGGUAAAGCAGUCAAGAGUACCUUGCUGAUUAAACUUCUGGAGUUGACAUUAUAGUCCGUAGCCAGACGCGUACGAGCGGCAAGUGGGCUGUAUAUUCGCUGCUCUCAUCAAACGUGCGCAGCGACCGUGCUUCUCGAGUAUAUGGUGGCAGCAAUGUACCUCUCGAUCGAUUACGGGGCUUUGGUCAAGCGUGCUGCUGGACCGAGCACAUGUUGUGGGCGCACAUGGCGCAGGUGUAAAAUGGAAUUUCCUCCGGCUAUUUCGCGCGCUAGGGUGAGUGACUUGUAGGUCCAGGAUGGACAGUAGGUCUUCGUGCCGGCCUCGUCCUUGGUUCAGAGAACGUAAUUUUUCUCAAGACGCUGCAGCACGCUCGGUCGCUCGUCCUGAAGCUUGUUGAGAAUUGAGAGGGACAGGAGUCCACGGACACCGAGAAUAAUAGUAUUUUCUAUUGGUAUACUUCUGAUGGUGACGAUAU
Molecule: messenger RNA, 3762 nt
Organism: Sphaerulina musiva SO2202
Lineage: Eukaryota; Fungi; Ascomycota; Dothideomycetes; Mycosphaerellales; Mycosphaerellaceae
Exons: 1
Coding region: 197-2467 (756 amino acids)
Biological process (GO): ribosomal small subunit biogenesis
Cellular component (GO): nucleolus
Molecular function (GO): protein binding; RNA binding
Source: RefSeq, a predicted model, not a curated record